Messenger RNA from Vanderwaltozyma polyspora DSM 70294, 741 nucleotides. RefSeq lists its product as uncharacterized. Lineage: Eukaryota; Fungi; Ascomycota; Saccharomycetes; Saccharomycetales; Saccharomycetaceae. Gene Ontology annotation, molecular function: N-acetyltransferase activity. The record is from RefSeq and is a predicted model, not a curated record. The transcript has a single exon. The coding region runs from base 1 to 741 and encodes 246 amino acids.
AUGAAGGGAGUUGCCGAGGAGUUACAAAGCUCUGUUGAUCUAAGGAAAGAUUCAUACAUUUAUAAUAGGGUGUUAUUUGGAACUAUAGCUGCUGAAAGAUUUAAUCGUUUGAAAGCGCUAAUUAGAAAAGGGCGAAUAUGCCUAAGAAGUGUCAUCUGUGGUAUUGUGAUGUUAUGUACAAAGCCAAACAUUCAAAAUUUUGAUGGAAAUAUAAGAUUCUCGAUAGGUGUUGAUAUGAAACCAAUAGUGGACGAUUCCUCUCAAUUCGGGAUAUUAAAAAAGAACAUUAUCGUUGAUUGUCCUUUGAAACUCAUAGAUGACAAACAUUACAAAGACACUGACUCUGAAAGUAUAAAGAAUGGUGACAUAUUAGAGAUUCAAUUUCGUAAGGUUACAGAUUUUGUUACUGAGGAAUUGAGUAAUAAGCUUCAAUCCAUGGCGAAGCAUUUUAAAAGAAAUAACUGCCCAUUCAAUUUUUCCUCAAUUAAUUCUCAAAUUUCUGAUUCUAAAGUAAUUCAAAUCAAUGAUUUGACUGACAUACCUUUUACGACAACAGAACAAAACCCAAAUGGUUACUCCUUCCAUGAUCUAAAAGUAACAGAAGGGCUAUCCCCAAACGAAAGCAUGUCUUUAUCGUAUAUUACAAAUAGCAACUCUGCAAUGAGUAUUUCAAUUCACUAUACAGAAACCAAAUAUAUGGACUCAUUUGUUGAAUGCUUCAGGACAUUUAUAGAAAACUGA